AUGGCAUCCCAAGGCCAGGUCAUUUUCUGGAGUAUGACUACAGUCAUCAUCAUCCUGGCUGCAGGGAUUACCCUGAUCAUCGGGUUUGGUGUCUCAGGAAAACGCUCCAUCGGCGUGACAGCGCUGACAUCUCUGGGGAACAUCGGCCAGCGCAGCGUCUUGGGCUGCACGUUUGAACCUGACAUCCAGAUGGGCAGCAUAGUGAUCCAGUGGUCCAAGGUGGGAGUUGCCAGGCUGGUUCAUGAGUUUAAAGGUGGGAAUGACCACCUGGAAGAGCAAGAUGCAUCAUUUCAGGGCCGCACAGCCGUGUUUGCAGACCAGGUGAUCGGUGGCAACGCUUCCCUGGAGCUGAGGGACGUGCAGCUCUCGGAUGCUGGCACCUACCAGUGCUCUGUCACCACACGCAGAGGCAGCGGAGCAGCAGUGCUACGGUACAGGACAGGAGCCUUCAGCACAGCCGAGGUGCGGGUGGAGAGCAGCGGCAGCGGCGGCAGCAGCAGUGGGGACACGCUGCAGUGUGAGGCACCGCGCUGGUUCCCUCGGCCCACUGUGCACUGGACAGUCCACAGCGAUGCCGGGCAGUGCCUGCCUCGCAUGGGCAGCACCAGCUAUGAGCUCAACGCCGAGAACCUCACGCUGAGAGUGGUGUCCGUCCUGCACAACAUCACUGCUAACGCCACCUACACCUGUGUGAUUGAAAACAGCAUUGCCAGGGCCAUGGGGAACAUCACAGUGACAGCCUCUCAUUAGUCUUCUGCUACAGAUUUCAGCAUUACAAGGGAGACUGACUUGCAGCUGGUGAACCUGAAUGCUGAGGCAGCAUCCUCCUCCCUUCCAGCCUGUCACUGGAUGCUUCUGCUUCCUCUGUAUCUGCUGUCAAUGUAA
Molecule: messenger RNA, 885 nt
Organism: Colius striatus (speckled mousebird)
Lineage: Eukaryota; Metazoa; Chordata; Aves; Coliiformes; Coliidae
Gene: VTCN1
Product: V-set domain containing T cell activation inhibitor 1
Exons: 5
Source: RefSeq, a predicted model, not a curated record